Molecule: messenger RNA, 4253 nt
Organism: Ctenopharyngodon idella (grass carp)
Lineage: Eukaryota; Metazoa; Chordata; Actinopteri; Cypriniformes; Xenocyprididae
Product: myocardin
Exons: 15
Coding region: 425-2716 (763 amino acids)
Biological process (GO): smooth muscle cell differentiation
Source: RefSeq, a predicted model, not a curated record
CCCAACACAGUUGGCUCAACUCCUCGGUGUGGGGGUAGAGAGAGAGAGAGAGAGAACGAGGUGCGCAGGGUGAAUUCUGCGUGGAAGAAAAGAGGAAGAAACACAGGGCCCUUUUCUCCCUAGAUUCACCUGUGGAAUGGAAUGAACAAACAGGCGCAAAAGAAGAUAAGGAACAACCUUGUCAUUGAGCAUUGCGUCGAUUUAGCGUGCCUCAAGUUCUGCCCUCAUUUUCCACCUCAAUCACAAGAAUCUCUCUCUCUCUCUCCACUUUAAUCUCUGUUCAACGCCACUCUGACAAAACUCGGGGGAGUUCAGUCUGACUGGAGAGGAAAGGGCAUAAGAAAUCAUCACAAAGGAUCUGCCCUGUAGAAGGAAGACGUAUCUUUAAAGCCCCCACCCCUUCUUCCUCUGCUGUCUCUCCAUUAUGACCUUGCUGGCAUCUGAGAGGUCACUGCUCAUCCGCAAUAAGUUCCGUUCAGUUCUGCAGUUGAGAAUACAAAACCGCAGACAGCAGAAUGAACUUAAUGCAGAGUCUGGUACAAAGGCCUCUGUCCCUGAUAAAGUUGGGGAGAAAGAAGUCAGCAGUGGUUUGCGUCAGACAGAAGAUGGUGCCACUCAGAAGUCGCCCCCUAGUGGUCUGACUGCUCAAACUGCACCAGACAAGAGUUAUAGUGGAGCUCACAGGCAGAAGAAGGCUCGUCUGGCUGAGGAUCUUAGUGAGAAAAUUCAGAGUCGGCCUGGACCACUUGAACUCCUGCAGAGGCAUAUUCUGCCUCUAGAGAACACUGCUUCAUUGCCAUCAGAUGUCUUUGAAGAUGACAACUCCUCUUCUGCCUCUGCAUCUCCCGAGCAACUUGGGAUGCACCAAUCUCCAGGCUUCUCAUCAUCACCUGGGCAAGGAGGUGACCAAUCACCAAGUGAUGCGUCACCUAUUGCUACACCCAUCAGCCCAAACAAUGUACAGCAGUGCAGAUUGGCGUUGCUCCCGGCAACCGAGUGCAUCAGCCAACCAAUGACCAUGACAGUAACGGGGUCAAACUCCAUAUCAACAACUGGGAGACCCAAAGGGAUGUACAUGCCCUCCCAGACACCACCACUGCUGCCAAAGACAGCACAACCUCCAGCUCCAUCUUCUCAUUCCAUACUGGGUGGGUCCUUAACUUCAUCCCGCCCUCCACGGCCACGAAAGCCUCGCGAUUCCAAACCUAAAAUGAGGAAGCUGAAAUACCAUCAGUACAUUCCCCCAGAUCAAAGGACUGGGACUGGAAGCGGAGCCGGAAAUGCUUCGCAAAAGAAUAACAACAGUCAGGCUCCAACCACUGAUUCCUCUUACUCCCACCUCUUGCAACAACAGCAGGUGUUCUUACAACUACAAAUUCUUAACCAGCAACAACAGCUCCCUGUGACAAACAGUGAGAACCAUUUGAAGAUUUCCGGAACUACACCUCAAAGUUCCCCUCAGUCUGGAACCCCUUCAACAAACCCCUCUACUCCUGAUUCAAGUCCCAUCCACCAGGCAGAGUUACUCCCCUCAAACCUUGAUGACCUAACGGUCUCAGUUCUUCGUCAGCAGUUGCGGAAACGUGGACUCCCAGUUUCCGGCACUAAGCCAGCACUCCUCGAGAGACUCCGUCCUUUCCAGAUGCCUCGUCCCCCGUUAACCCCUGCUCCACUUUGCCAGCUAGGGGCCACACUAGAACCCUCCCACCCUGCUGGCCUCAACCAAAUCCCUACCAGUGUAGACAAUGCCAAGUCUGCUCCAAUGUACAUCCACCCUUCAGGUUUAGCAGAGCAAAGCUUAACCGGUGAUAGUUACCUCACUUCUUCUUCGGCUGGCUCCAGUCCCACCUUACAUGCAUCCCCUCCUCCAAUGCCCUCUGGCGCCACGUGGAGGCCAGGCCAGGCAGUAGAUGAACUUAGUGUGGAGCUGGAAAUGAGAGAGAGGAUGAGGAGUAGACCCAGAGAAGGAACAAAGGACACUCAGCUGUGCGGAAGUUCCCUUCAUCCGUUCCUGCAACAGGAGCCAGGAUGCACCAGAGGGAAACCAGACACAGGCGGGCAGGAACUGCUCUUUACGUAUUGCACUGGUGAAGGAAAAGUGAACUGCUGUCAGCUUUGUGAUGCAAUUGGUCAAGACUUUGAUUUGCCAAUGCAAAUCACUGCCAGUCCAGCACAGGCAUCGCCCACUGUCCGGAGUUUGGAAGAGGAACUACAGGAGGCUAUUCAAAGAGUGCAGAUGGACCCUAAUCAAUCCAUAGAUGACAUUUUGGACGAGACUAUUGGUUGUUCAGAUAACUCCUCACUCAUCACAGACGUCCAAUCAGCCACUACCAUCCUCUCAGGCUCCUCCCCUGCACCGCAGCCUGAACAAUCACAACUCACCAAGCGCCAAAAAGAAGACAACUUUCUUUCCUCUCCUCUGUGCUCUUCGCUUCUUUUAGAGCUUCCUCCCUCACCUAACAACGCUCUACCCCUUGGUUCAACCCCAACUCUACUUCCUCCUCCCCCCAUCUGCACCACUCCACCAUCCAGCUCACUGUCCAGGAAAAGAAGGUCAGAGGUUCUUGUUUUUGAUCCUGCUGAUUGGCUGGAGACCUUGACCUCUGGCCUGCACCCGCUAACGCCCCCCGCCGCCCCAUUUUUAGAAAGUGAUUUUGGCCUUGACUCAGACCUGAACGUCAACAGGGUUCUUGACCUGAUGGUGGAGCAAUGGUGAGGAAGGGGUGUAGUAGUGUGUUUGUAUGUGUGUGUGGCUAAUUGGAUGCAUGAUUGGAAAUUAACCACCUUUCAAAUUGUGUACCCUCGAGAGGCGACCCCUCAUCCUCUCAUUCGUUCUUCCGUUUUUGCAUCCAUCCAUCUCUGUCAACUGAUGUGACCAAACAGAUCUGACUGGUGUUGACUGCUCACCUCUACUCCACGCAAUGUCGAGAGAAAGAGGGAAAGGGAAAAAGAGAUAUGCUUUGGUAACUCGUUCAGAAAGAGCCACAAAGAGCCUGUUCACAUACGCCACACUUUCACAAUGACUUGUAUUUUUAUAAAAGCUUUAAAAAUGAAGAAAAAAAAGAAUAUAUUAUACAAAAAAGCGGGUUUCCCCGUUGAUUUGCCUCUUGCUUCAGCGCCAGACAAACUGUCGGCAUGUGGCAACUGCGUGGAGCAGCGGGAGCUUUAAACAAUCUGUGUGUAUUUACAGGGAAGUGUAUGCGCUCCCUGUAUGUGUGAGCACGCUUCUCUUGGCUGCUUUAUCUGCGUGUGUGUGUGUGUUUGUGUUGGCACAUACACACUUGCCAGCAUGUUCUGUAUCUACAAUUUCAAUGCAACAUAAAUGAGGUGCCUAAAGCAUCCAAAUGCACUUGUGUCUGUUUAUACUGGUGUACAUUUUUCCAUUUAGUAUCAAGUUAUUAUCUGCUUUGUCUAGUGCAUUAUGGGACUAAUGUUAUCCCAAAAACAUAUGGCCUAACAAAAGAUCCUCUGAAGAUUUUAGGACAGAAUAACUCAAGCUACCUUUAGGCACCAAUAAAGUGCAAAAUAAUGCUGUUCUGACGCCAGUACGCACCUUCAGCAGGAUUGAAACCACAAAUUAGGGGGGACUUUAGGAGAAAAUGUGGUUUUUAAAAGCCUAACAUAAUUAAGUUGGAAAAUCUCAAGGCUUUUGAGCUGAUUGAUCAGCCUGCCCAGAAAACACUGUGCAAAGUUAAAGAAGGAAUCUUUCAACUGCUACUGUUUAAAUUUUCUUAAUGGGACCCAUAUAACAUCGUCUGCCAUUGUUGUUUACAGACAUUUGACCUUUUGACUGCCCGUUGCUUUUAUGCAUUACUACACAGGGAUACACAUUUAAAUGUCCAAAGAAAGUGAAACAUGAACUCUUUCUUCUGUCCCAGUCUUAUAUGUGAAAGUGUAUGUGUAAAUAGGGGAAUGUGUUUGAUAAUCAAAUGUAUUGCCCUGAGUUCAGUAUGCAGACAGGUGCUGGAGAAUCACAGCAUUUGUGCAGCUGGACAUUGUUGGUUCUCAAAUGAGUUUUUUUUAUUUUUAUUUAUGUAACCCUACAAAACACAACUAUUGUUUCUUUUAAGCCACAUGUCUAAAUAAAUCAAUGACCAAUCAACCAACUAACAAAAAGCAAACACAUCAAGUGUUUGAUCAGAUAUGUUCACUGAUAUAUUUAUUGAGUAAUUUAUUUCAACUCUGUCAACUAUCCACAUUAAAGUCCUAUAGUAGACUUAAAAUAGUAAAAUUAAAGUCUUAAUUGAUUUUCC